CAACGUAGUCGCGUGUCACAAACCACUUGAUCCCAGGCACACAACAAUUGGACGGCACUACGAGACGCUUACGUUGUGCAGUUAACGGUAUCGUUUAAGACGAUCGGAAAACGAAAGGAACGAGACAGUCUCGAGCUGGACUUUGGUCCACAGUGUUUCCAGUCAAUUGUUAUCGUUUGAACUUCUAACCGGACCGAAAAUACGUUUCUUCGGCCAAAGACACUUUUCAAACGUUGGUCGAUCGGAUUUCCGCGAGAGAUGACUGCUCGAGAGAUGAAGAACGCGAUGAAUUUGAGCAAUUCCAUAAAGCCGACCGAACGGACGGCACUGAGGCCGAAACUGGAAACGUUCGACGAUGUUUUGCCGUACGUCGGCGAUUACGGCAGAUACCAAUGGCUGCUUCUGUUCUCGUUGCUGCCCUACGGAAUGAUUUACGCGUUUCUAUAUUUCUCGCAGUUCUUCAUAACGAUCAUACCAGCGGAACAUUGGUGCAAAAUCGACGAGCUGAUGGGCUCGAAUUUCACCCAGGAGGACAGGAUUCAAAUAGCAAUUCCACCGUCGAACGAGUAUCCUUAUUACGAUCGGUGUCUCCGCAAGGACGUGAACUUCACGGAGCUUCUAAAGUCCGGCGAGGAUCCGCGUUCAGUUCAAUUAUGGGCCAAUCGAACCACCCCAUGCACCAGUUGGGAGUAUAAUUAUACACAGAUCCCAUACGCCAGCGUGGGUACUGAGCUAGAUUGGGUAUGCGAGCGAGAAUACCUUGUGUCAACGGCCCAGGCGAUCUUCUUCUGCGGUUCGAUCGUGGGCGGUUUCCUGGUCGGUUGGAUCGCCGAUCACAAGGGUCGCAUCCCUGCGCUGAUGAUCUGCAACGGGCUCGCCCUUCUAAGCUCGAUCGCGACCGCGAACGCGAACAGCUUCUGGACAUUCUCGGCCAGCAGGUUCAUCACCGGAUUGGCGUUCGACAACUGUAUCAACAUUCCCCUGAUAAUCGUUUUGGAGUAUAUGGCAGUCUCGAAGCGCACCCUAGUCGUUAAUAUCGCGUUCGGUAUAUAUUUCGCCAUAGCCAGCACCAUUUUGCCCUGGAUAGCCUACUAUAUUUCAAACUGGAGAUAUUUCACUUACGUAAGCGCCUUGCCCCUCCUGUCUGUGUUCAUCACGCCAUGGAUUCUCCCAGAGAGUGCCCGAUGGUACGUUUCUAACGGGCAAAUGGACAAGGUUCUUGAGAAACUGCGAAGAAUAGCCAGGAUCAACCAGAGGAAGCCGGAUCCGCGCAUCUACGAAGUUUUUGUUGGAAAUCUGGAAACUUCAAGCAGGGUCCGUGAAACCGCGACGGUGUUCGAUCUCUUCAAAACACCCCGACUGGCAAGAAACACCAUCCUUCUGGCUCUAUUCUGGAAAGUACAAUGAAAAAAACCGUGUCUCACAGUGAUCGCGUUCGACGGCCAUAUUUACUCGUUGAAGCUUCUUCAGAGUUCGGUGUUCAUGUCGUUCUCCAUCGCUUGUUCCACGGAACUUCCGGCUGGUUUAUUGCUGACGCUGUUGCUGGACCGAUGGGGCCGUAGACUCUGUGGAUUUCUCACGCUGGCGAUCACCUGCCUCCUCAGCAUUGCCGAGCUCAUACUACAAUCCACGGCCGCGAAAUUGGCGAUGUCAGUGAUGUCACGAUUCUGUCUCAACAUGGCGGCGAACAUUGGCCUCCAAUACGCAGCGGAACUCUUGCCGACACCUGUUAGAUCACAGGGUGUAUCGCUGAUCCAUAUUUUCGGCAUUAUUGCGCACACUUUAGCCCCUUAUAUAAUCGACUCGGCAAAAGUUUGGGAAGGUUUUCCAAUGCUGAUAAUCAGCGCAGUGUCCUUUAUGGGCGCCGUGUUUGUCAUCUUUCUACCGGAAACUCUUGGUUACAAUCUUCCUCAGACCAUCAACCAGGGCGAGGAUUUCGGGAAAGACCAGAACUUCUGGUCGUUACCAUCUCAUCAAAAAUCAGAGUUCGAACGACCACGGCAUUACCAAUCUUGCGAACGAUAAUUAUCUAAUUCAUUCCGGGUAUUUUAACAGAGAACGCGAUGAGGUAAAAAAAAAAAAAAGGCGAAGGAUCGCGUUUCGUCUAACGAUAGGUAAAAUUCUAGCACAUUAGCCCGACGAUGUUAUGCGAAUUCGUGAUAUAUACCGAGGAUCCGAAUUCACAUUCGCGUUUACUGUUACUCUUUGUAUUUUACUUGUGUAUUUUAAGAGUUUAUUUUUUAAUAUUGUUCCUGUCUAGCGAUACGCGGAGCGAGAAUGGCUGAUAAGUUGUGUUCCUAUUCAGUGUUUACUUCUAGACGCUAUUUUAAGGAUACUUUUAAAUCCAACGCCGAGUCUUGUGAUAUACGCACCUUGGAGUGUUCAGUAGCUCUGGCACUUGCGAGACUUUAAACCCAACGAUAUUUAACGACCUAGUUUGAUAAGA
Molecule: messenger RNA, 2446 nt
Organism: Dufourea novaeangliae
Lineage: Eukaryota; Metazoa; Arthropoda; Insecta; Hymenoptera; Halictidae
Product: organic cation transporter protein-like
Exons: 10
Biological process (GO): transmembrane transport
Cellular component (GO): membrane
Molecular function (GO): transmembrane transporter activity
Source: RefSeq, a predicted model, not a curated record